Cyphellophora attinorum is the source of this 2643-nucleotide messenger RNA. Its product is annotated as Nitrite [NAD(P)H]. The transcript is spliced from 2 exons. NCBI's taxonomy places the organism in Eukaryota, Fungi, Ascomycota, Eurotiomycetes, Chaetothyriales, Cyphellophoraceae. The record is from RefSeq and is a predicted model, not a curated record. The coding region runs from base 1 to 2643 and encodes 880 amino acids. Gene Ontology annotation, molecular function: nitrite reductase [NAD(P)H] activity; heme binding; 2 iron, 2 sulfur cluster binding.
AUGGUCGUCGAGCUGGUCCGGAAUCUGGGCCUCGACGUCAUGCUUAGCAAACGUGUAGGCAAAAUUCUGACCAACGACGACAACGCCGUCCGUGGCAUCAUCUUCGAAGAUGGCGAGGAGAUGGAGUGCUCGGCCAUCAUGUUCGGAAUUGGUAUCAAAGCACGCGACGAGCUUGCUCGUGCGGCUGGGAUCAAAUGUGCUGAGCGAGGAGGUGGCAUCGUCGUCAACAACGAUCUCCGGACAUCGGAUCCCAAUAUCUAUGCCAUUGGCGAGUGCGCCAGUUGGGAGAACCAGACAUUCGGUCUCAUUGCGCCUGGAAUCGAGCAAGCAGACGUUCUGUCGUUCAACUUCACCCAGGCAAAGGUGCAUAGCCCACGGACGUUCAAACGUCCGGAUCUCAGCACCAAGCUCAAGCUAUUAGGUGUGGAGGUUGCCUCAUUCGGCGACUUCUUCGCUGAUCGAGAUGGACCAAAAGACUUGCCAGCCCGGCGCGGGGCAAAGAAGGAAGAGAAAACCAACGGUGCCGGUGCCAAAGGGUCACCACCAUCCACUGUCAAAGCGUUGACCUACAAAGACCCCUUCCAAUCCAUCUACAAGAAGUACCUCUUCACGACGGACGGCAAAUACCUGCUUGGAGGCAUGAUGAUCGGCGAUACCAAAGACUACAUCAAACUCGUUCCUAUGGUCAAGAACAGAAAAGCCCUCGAGAAUGGCGAUGACCUCGACGACGACACACAGAUCUGCUCAUGCCACAAUGUCGCCAAGCGCGAUGUCGUAGAACAAGUCAAGAAUGGCACAUGCAAAUCGCUUGGCGAAGUCAAGUCCUGCACCAAGGCCGGCACGGGUUGUGGUGGCUGUAUGCCAAUAGUGACGAGCAUCUUCAACAAGACGAUGAAGGACAUGGGUCAGACCGUGCUCAACCAUUUGUGUCCACACUUCAAGUACAGCCGAGCAGAUCUGUACAACAUCAUUUACGUAAAGAAACUGGACAGCUUUUCGGCAGUGAUGAAGGAGGUCGGAUCCGAGGAGGGCUCCACUGGGUGCGAGCUGUGCAAGCCGGCCGUUGGCAGUAUCUUGGCUGGCAUGUACAACAAGCACGUCCUGGAGAAGCCUUUGCACGGGCUGCAAGACACCAACGACAAAUACCUUGGCAACAUCCAGCGCAACGGCACGUACUCAGUUAUGCCUCGUGUGUCAGGCGGCGAAAUUACUCCAGACAAACUGGUCAUCAUCGGACAAGUUUCGAAGAAGUACGAUCUCUACACCAAGAUUACUGGUGGCCAGCGAAUAGACAUGUUCGGCGCCAAAAAGCACGAUCUGCUUGACAUCUGGACAGAGCUCGUCAAUGGCGGUAUGGAAAGUGGUCACGCAUACGCGAAGAGUCUACGUACAGUCAAGAGUUGUGUCGGCACCACGUGGUGCCGCUUCGGCAUUGGCGACUCGGUUGGCAUGGCCGUCCGAGUCGAAGAACGCUACAAAUCAAUCCGCUCCCCACACAAGUUGAAGGGCGGCGUGAGUGGCUGUGUCCGAGAAUGUGCUGAGGCCCAGGGCAAGGACUUCGGCCUCAUCGCAACAGACAAGGGCUGGAAUAUCUUCGUGGCUGGCAACGGAGGCGCAACACCAGUACACGCCGAGAUCCUCGCCAAAGACGUACCCCCAGACGACGUCGUCCCCAUUCUCGACCGUUACCUCAUGUUCUACAUCCGCACAGCCGACAAGCUCCAACGAACCGCCCCAUGGCUGAAAGCCCUACCCGGCGGCAUCAAAUACCUCCGCGAAGUCGUGCUAGAAGACAAGCUCGGCAUCUGCGCCGAGCUCGAAAAGCAAAUGCAAGACCUAAUCGGCACAUUCUUCUGCGAAUGGACCGAAACGAUCAACGACCCCGAGAAGCGCGCCAAGUUCCAACAGUUCGCCAACACCACAGAAAACCGCGAGCCCGCAGUCGAGAAAGUCACCGAGCGAGGCCAGUCCCGACCCGCCUACUGGGCCAAAGAGUCCGCACUCGACGACUUCAAGGGCACGCGCUGGUCAAGCCUGACUUGGCAGCCCAUGGUCGAAGCGUCGAAAUUCGUCGACAUCGACACCGGCUCAUCACAGCCCGUCAUUCGCGGCGACACGCAAUUGGCCGUCUUCAAACUCAAGGGCAAAUACUAUGCCUCCCAACAAAUGUGUCCGCAUCGACGCACAUUCGGCCUAGCAGACGGCUUAGUCGGCGAGGCCGACACCGGCGACUCCUCCGACUGCAAGGACAAGAAGCUGUACGUCAGCUGCCCGUACCACAAGCGCAACUUCCAGCUCAACGGGGAGAUCGAUUUCGAUGCCAAGGACAAGGGCGCAGGCUCUUGCUCCAACGACACCUCCAUGUCAGUGGCGACCUUCCCGGCGGAAGAGAGGGAGGACGGAUGGGUCUACCUGAAGCUGCCACCCGUGAUGGAGCUGGAUAACGUGUUGGGCACGAAGAAGUGGGCGGUCAAGGCGGAGGAGAGUUCGGAUCCGUUUGAGAGUUUGGAUAAGAAAUUGGGGCUUAAGAAGGGCCUGAGGGGCACGAAGAUGCAUAAGAUGGGUGCGAUGCCGGGGACGGGGAAUGUUGAAGCUUCUGGGAGAGGGGUGAGUGUUAGUGCGCAGAAGAGGAUUGAUUGGUAA